Cylindrotheca closterium is the source of this 570-nucleotide messenger RNA. Lineage: Eukaryota; Bacillariophyta; Bacillariophyceae; Bacillariales; Bacillariaceae. The record is from the annotation of a GenBank genome assembly.
AUGAUGCAAACCAUGGAUUGCCGUUGGACGCUAGCUGACCACAGCAGCCCUCUGCCAUUCCCCACGAAGACACUUCCCAAUGAGAUACAUGCAUCACAAUCCAGCUACGCACUGGUUUCCAUGUUGACCAUUGGGGACGAUGAUGAUUCUAUUUUUGAAGAAUCUCCUGCCAGCCUCUUAUGCGAAUCGGGCUUGCCAACGAGUGCAAUCAACAAGAACAAGAACAAGAACAGGCAGGCGAAAGGGACCACUGUUUCUGGAGAUGAGGAGCGACUCGUCCUUCGUGAAAACCGUAAUUCUUCCAUGCCUAUGUUGCAGCCGCAAAGGAGAAAAUCAAUGGAGGACCUCUCUCACAUCGAAUCAGCCCUCAACGCUGUCUUCGAUAUCAUUGAGGCUACCGAGGGUGACGAUUGCCAGUGGAAUUAUGCUGAAAGUUUGCACGGAGACUUCAACGAUGAAGUUCCAGAAUCGAAAUGGUCCUCACCUGUGACGACCAAGGUCCUACAGAAGCCAGUGCGACGGUCGAGCCUUGUUUAUGCUCCGCAUUCUCACUAUCAAUCAGCGCAUUAG